UUGCAAUAACCGCGCUUUUGUUGUGCUUUUGGGAAAUCUGCUCUGACGAAUGUAAUAUUAUUUUAUUUUAGCAUUUAUUUUACUAACUAAGAUAAUGGAUUUUUUAGAAUAUCCGGAGAUUUUAAAGGAAGAAAAAGGGGGAAUGAUACCUGGUCGGCUCAAACUUACAAACCAGACUAUCAUUUUUAAAAGUAACAAAACUGGAAAAGUUGAUCAAAUCCAGGCAUCUGAGAUUGAAAGUAUAAAAUGGCAAAGAUUGGCAGCUACACAAGGGUUGCGUAUCUUUCUUCAGAAUGGAACCAUGUAUCGUUUUGGAGGUUUCAAUGAAAACGAUCAUGAUAAGCUAGGAAAAUUUUUCCAAGCUAAUUAUGAAAAAGAAUUGAAAACCAAAGAGAUGUGCCUGAAGGGAUGGAAUUGGGGAACAGCAAAAUUUCAAGGUGCAGUUCUUUCUUUUGAUGUGGACAAAUCAACUGCAUUUGAAAUUCCUCUAACAAAUGUUUCCCAUUGUACAAGUGCUAAAAGUGAAGUAACAGUGGAAUUUCAUCAAAACGAUGAUGCUCCUGUUUCCUUAAUGGAAAUGAGAUUCCAUAUUCCAACCGACCCAAUGUCUUCUAUUGAUCCUGUGCAGGCCUUUGUAGAUAACGUUCUCUCUAAAGCAAGUAUUAUCCAAGCUACUGGAGAUGCCAUUGUCACAUUUAAAGAACUGCAGUGUCUUACCCCAAGAGGAAGAUAUGAUAUUAAAGUUUUCCCAACUUUCAUUCAACUUCAUGGCAAGACUUUUGAUUACAAAAUACCAAUUACAACAAUAUUGAGACUAUUUCUUUUACCUCAUAAAGACAAUCGACAGAUGUUUUUUGUACUUAGCUUGGAUCCUCCAAUCAAACAAGGACAAACUCGUUAUCAGUUUUUAAUCUUGUUGUUUAGUAAAGAAGAAGAAAUAACUGUAGAUCUAAGUCUUUCGGAAGAAGACAUCAAAGAAAAGUAUGAAGAUAAACUUCAGAAAGAAAUGUCAGGUCCAACUUUUGAAGUCAUUAGCAGAGUCAUGAAAGCUAUUGUUCAAAGAAAGAUUACAGUUCCCGGAUCUUUCAAAGGGCAUAGUGGUACACAAGCUAUUACUUGCUCAUACCGCGCUGGCAAUGGUUUACUAUAUCCAUUAGAGCGAGGCUUAAUAUAUGUACAUAAGCCACCAGUACAUAUUAGAUUUGAUGAAAUAGCAUGUGUGAACUUUGCAAGAAGUGGUGGAAGUACACGAUCAUUUGAUUUUGAAAUAGAAAUAAAAACAGGCUUGGUUCAUACAUUUAGCAGUAUUGAAAAAGAAGAAUAUGGACGUCUAUUUGACUUUGUAAAUUCCAAAAAACUACGCAUUAAAAAUUGCAACUUGGGAUUGAGUACAAAAGAGAAGCCAACAUACAAAGAAGAUUUGGUGGAUUCUGAUGAAGAAGAUGAACCCGAUGCAUACUUGCAACGUGUUAAAGCUGAAGGCAGGGAGCGUGAAGAAGGUGGUGGCUCCACUGAUGAAGAAUCAUCUGAUGAGUCCUUUGCACCUGAGGAGAGUGGAAGUGAAGUUGCUGAAGAAUAUGACAGCAAUCCACCUACUAGUUCAGAUAGUGAUGAUGAUUAUGAAGGAUCUGACAAAAGUUCUGGAGAUGAGUCAGAAGCAGAAGCUGCUCCAAAAAAAGUAAAAGAGAAGAAGCCAAAAGAAGUUAAAAAAUCCAAAAGUGCAAAGACGGUGAAAGAACCUGGUAUGCGAAAGAAAAGACAAAAGAAGGAAAAAGAUGAAAACAAGCCCAAACGCCCUCCUUCAGCGUACUUCUUAUUUUUGGGUGAUAUGCGAGAAAAAAUUAAAAAGGAUAAUCCUGGAAUAUCUAUAACAGAAAUUACUCGAAAGGCUGGAGAAAUGUGGAAGGAAGUAGCAGACAAAAGUAAAUGGGAAGAGAAAGCAGCUGAGCUCAAAAAGCGAUAUGAGGUAGCAAUGGCUGAAUACAAAGAAAGUGGUGGAGGAAAAGUAUCAAAGGAGAGUAAAGAACAAAAAACUCCCAAGAAGGAUAAGGACAAAAAAGCAUCUCAGGCUACAAAAUCUCCAACUAAAUCUCCCGGUUCUUUCAAAAGCAAGGAAUAUAUUAGCAGUAGUGCAGACAGUUCUGAUAGCGAAGACAAGCCAUUGAAGAAGAAAAAAGAUUCAGAUUCUGAUGAUGAUAAGAUGGAAAUUGAUGAAGGUGCUUCUGAUAAUGAAUCUGGGUCUGAUUAAAGGACUUGAAACUCUUGUAAAUAGUGAAGUUGUAAUCUAAUUUGUCUCAAUAAAACAUUCUUUUGUAUA
Molecule: messenger RNA, 2317 nt
Organism: Argiope bruennichi
Lineage: Eukaryota; Metazoa; Arthropoda; Arachnida; Araneae; Araneidae
Gene: Ssrp
Product: FACT complex subunit Ssrp1-like
Exons: 16
Coding region: 95-2248 (717 amino acids)
Cellular component (GO): nucleus; FACT complex
Molecular function (GO): histone binding; DNA binding; nucleosome binding
Source: RefSeq, a predicted model, not a curated record